Molecule: messenger RNA, 711 nt
Organism: Emiliania huxleyi CCMP1516
Lineage: Eukaryota; Haptophyta; Isochrysidales; Noelaerhabdaceae
Product: methyltransferase domain-containing protein
Exons: 2
Coding region: 1-711 (236 amino acids)
Molecular function (GO): S-adenosylmethionine-dependent methyltransferase activity
Source: RefSeq, a predicted model, not a curated record
AUGCUCCCCGUCGGCCGCUCUCGCCUCGCACUCGCCGGCGCCUCCCUCGCGUACGGCACUGGCCUCUUCGUCGCGUACGAGGCAUCGCGGCCAAAGCCGCCGCUGCUCACGUGCGAGCAGCGGCGCGACCGCUUUGCAGAGCUGGCGCAGGGAUACGACGGCGACGUGCACUGCGACGAGCAGUCGAGCGGCAUCCUGGCGUGGAGGCAGGAGCUCGUCGCACAGGCGCGCGGCCGCGUCCUCGAGAUCGCCGGCGGCACGGGGCGCAACCUCGAGCACUUCCCGGCCGCGGUGAGCGAGCUGGUUGUCGGCGACAACUGCGAGGCGAUGCUACAGGUGGCGGCGCGCCGGGUGGCCGAGGCGCGAGUCGGCGGAGGCGCCGCGUGCUGCCCCAGCGCAGUCACACUGGCGGUGAUGGACGCGUCGGCGCUUCCGUUUGCCGACGACUCGUUUGACACGGUCGUCGAUACCUUUGGCGUUUGCUCCUUUGAGGCGCCCGUCCAGGCGCUGAGAGAGAUGGGGCGCUGCUGCAAGCCUGGCGGCGCCGCCCACCGCCUCAACCGGCACGUCGACCGGUGGGGGUGCUACUGGAACCGGGACAUCGAGGGGAUGGUGGCCGAGAGCGGGCUGCGGGUGGUGAGCGUACAGCGGCGCCACCUGGGCACGACAGUGAUGCUGCGGUGCGAGCCUGCGAAGGGAGAGGCGAGCUGA